AUGAGUUCUCUUGUCGAAAACACUGCCAUCUUGCAGAAAUACACUAACUUGCCUCAAAAUGGCAGGGUCAUUGCUGAAUAUCUCUGGAUUGAUGCUGAAUACAACAUCAGAUCCAAGGGUAAGACCUUGUCCAAGAAGGUUACUUCUCUUGAUGAUCUUCCAGAAUGGAACUUUGACGGUUCUUCCACUGGUCAAGCCCCAGGUCACAACUCCGAUGUUUACUUGAGACCAGUUGCUUACUACCCAGAUCCAUUCAGAAGAGGUGACAACAUUAUCGUUUUGGCUGAAUGUUGGAACAGUGACGGUACUCCAAACAAGUUCAACCAUAGACACGCUGCCGAAAAAUUGAUGACCGCCCAUGCUAAAGAACAAACCUGGUUUGGUCUCGAACAAGAAUACACCUUGUUCGACAACUUGGACAAUGUUUACGCUUGGCCAAAGGGUGGUUUCCCAGCUCCUCAAGGUCCAUACUACUGUGGUGUUGGUACUGGUAAGGUUGUUGCUAGAGAUGUUAUUGAAGCCCACUACAGAGCCUGUCUCUAUGCUGGUAUCAACAUUUCUGGUAUCAACGCCGAAGUCAUGCCUUCCCAAUGGGAAUACCAAGUUGGUCCAUGUGAAGGUAUCUCUAUGGGUGAUGAAUUGUGGGUUUCCAGAUACUUGUUGCACAGAGUUGCCGAAGAAUUCGCUGUCAAGAUUUCUUUCCAUCCAAAGCCAUUGAAGGGUGACUGGAACGGUGCUGGUUGUCACACUAACGUUUCUACUGCCAACAUGAGAAAGGAAGGUGGUAUGAAAUACAUUGAUGAAGCCAUUGAAAAGUUGGCCAAGAGACACAAUGAACACAUUACUCUUUACGGUGCUGACAACGACCAAAGAUUGACUGGUAGACACGAAACUGCUUCUGUCAACACCUUCAUGUCUGGUGUCGCCAACAGAGGUGCUUCUAUCAGAAUUCCAAGAUCCGUUGCUAAGGAAGGAUACGGUUACUUUGAAGACAGAAGACCAGCUUCUAACAUUGACCCAUACUUGGUUACCGGUAUCAUGGUUGAAACCAUUUGUGGUUCUAUCAGUGAUGUUGACAUGUUCAAGGAAUAUGGUAGAGAAACUUCUGAUUAG
This is a messenger RNA of Saccharomycopsis crataegensis, 1113 nucleotides long. RefSeq lists its product as uncharacterized. Gene Ontology annotation, molecular function: glutamine synthetase activity. Bases 1 to 1113 code for a protein of 370 amino acids. The record is from RefSeq and is a predicted model, not a curated record. Gene Ontology annotation, cellular component: cytoplasm. The transcript is spliced from 2 exons. Lineage: Eukaryota; Fungi; Ascomycota; Saccharomycetes; Ascoideales; Saccharomycopsidaceae.